UUCCUGCGGGACAAGUCGUCGACAGUGGAACGUUUGGCGUUUUUGCGGUGCGUAUUGUGGACCCUUUUCUUCUGGGAUGUUUUGGGGGAUUUGAGGGAUGGUUUUUUUUCUUUGCUGCAAAUUUCAAGCUAAAAGUGUUGAAGGGGUGGCUAUCCUUCUAUGUGACCCAGGGAUUCCUCUUAUAAUUCCCCGGUUGAGUGUAGCCUGUGUGGCUCUGCUCUGAGCUACCUGUUCAUUUGGUUCGAGGGCAGCUUUAGUGGCUCCAUAGAUAUCUGUUGGGACAGGAUUUUUUUUGCUCCCAUUUUCCAUAAAACUCUUGGUAGUUUUUAGGUCUGUGGGUGUCCAGCUAUUGUGCGAAUCCUAUUGGACAUCCUUUCGACUGUGACUUGGUUCCAUUCACCGUUUGGCAGCUUUUGUGUGUAGGUUGUCCGGUGUUUUGCUUCUUUUCGCUAAACCGAUUACGAAUGGUGAUUGCAGUGGAAUCUUAAUUAAGGCGAUUAUCUCAAGUGUAGUGCUGUGCUGUGCUGUGCUGAAUGCUGCUUUUUUGUCGAGUGUCAUCUUGCAAUGGCAUAAUCGUGUUUGUCAGCAAUUACAGCAACUGGGUGAAGUUGUUAAUUGAGUGAAAAUUACCAUAUUUCGAGAAUGAAGAAUCUUUUUUCUGCUUCUGUUUUCCGCCCACAGCUACCUGGAGGGCACUGGAAAAGGAUGUGUUAAUUGCCCUUCUGCGUGGGGAAGAAAAACGAAUGAAAUCUGAUAAGUUGCAUCUGUGCCGUUCUCAGCUCGAUGCUGCGCGUUUUUUUUUUUGUGAAUAAGCAGUGUUUUUGUGAGUGUGCUCAAGUAGCAGCAUAAAAAGAGUCUUGGCUGUGUUUUAUGACGAAAGUACGUUUAUCUUACCCAAGAAAAAGAAGAAGGAUGCUGGGUUGAAAAGUGAGGAAAAGCCCCAGAGAGCUCGCAAAAAAUAACGAAGUCAAAACCAAUCGAGUGGAAAUUUUCUCAAGCAGUGGAAAAUAUCGUGCAAUCGUGAGCAGUUUGUAACGGCGGGUAAUAAUCUUCCCUACUGGAGAGUGUGCGAUUUGUGGCCAACUCGUUCCUCAUCUACUCGGAACGUACCCAAACGGAUAGAUGAUUUAACCCCUGGAACUUAUCAAGUGGAAAACUUUCACCGGUUGAACGGCACGAAGUUGCUGAUGUUGGCAGCCACCAAUUCACUCGCCAAUCAAUCGGCAUCAUCUUCAUCAUCAUUAACAUAAAUAAUACUGGACCUUUCGUAGCAGCUCUGGAUACCAUCAAUCAUAAGCAACGCGUCGCUGAUUAAUGUAUAGGAUUCACAACUUUGCACCGAUAAAUUGGAAUUUUCCUCCUUUGGCGCAACCUGGCAGAUAUUCGGUGGUGAAAACGUAGAGCAAAAACAACAUCAGUGGUAGUGUUCCGAAAGCCACAAGUGAGUGAAGUAAUCGUUAUUCAAUUUGGCACACACGUUUGUGAUGGCACAAGUGUGAGCUCGAUAUUGCAUUGCAACCCCAACUUCGUUGUCGGAUUUGUAAGCAACCGAAACAAUUUUCAGCUUUCCAACGUUAUCUUCUCGUUGCCAUCGUAGCUUCGUUCCCAAAAAAAGGAGUGACCGAGAACGUAGCGAAAUCUUGAUAUUGAAUUUUGGCAUGGUUUUCGAUUCGUGUACAAUCAGUCAACUUUACAGCUGAAUCACAAGUGUUUCUCGUUUAGUGUAGUACUCGAAAUUGUUGCUGAAUAUUGCUAUAUUUUUAUUCGGUUCCCUCAAGAAAAGCGAAACGGAAAAAAAUCAUCUUUGGCACGCAAAGGAUUCGCUUUUGGAAUAAACAAGUUCGUUUCGUCGAGUUCACGUGUACAAACAACACCCUUCUACUACCGGUUUUUUUUUCCUUCGAUUUACACGUAGUGCACAUCAGUUCGAGUUUCGUUCCGAAUUUUGUGGCUAUCGCUCGAAAAAAAAACAGGAAACAACAGAGCGGUGAAAAACCGGGGUAGAAAAUUAUAAAUAAAUCACGCAACUCCUUGUGGCAAAACCCCGGACCGGCAAAUCUGAUUUUCCACGACAACGGCACUGGAACAGCGCUUUGGGCGGAAAAUGAUGAUGGCCGAUUCAACAAGUUGGACGCCACUUUUUCCGGUGGAUUAAAUGGGACGAUGCUCAACGUAGGCCCUUCUAGCAAUCCUUCGACCAGCAAAAACCGGUGAUGGGUCAUUCAUCGUGCCAUCAAUACCAUCACCGAGAUCGCCAUCAUUUUCAAUUCUGCGCCUCGAGACGACGACGGCCGUUGGAAGUGGAUCCCCGAAAUCGCUGGAUCUCGCCUCACCCGUGGCCACAACAGCUGCACCUGCUAUGGUUGAUUUGUGGCUUUCUGUUGCUGCCAAUAGGGGUACCAUUUCCGGGUGCUUCCGGUCACGCGUUCGAGCAAUCUCCUCUGCUUCAGCGGGAUUCUUCCGAUGUCGAGCCAACAUCUGCGCUAACGGCGGCCACACUUCCGCCCUGUGAGCACAAAGUCCUGGAGGAUCUUCCACCGGAUCCGUUCUACGAUGUUUCGGAUAUUACGAUCCAGGCCGCCAAAUCGUUUGCGGAAUUUCUAGCCAGGUGGAAAAUCGACACCAGCAAGGACACCCAGAAGCUUACCGUGGCCCGGGAGAAGGCCAACGAUCUGGCCGAUUACGUUCUGAAACAAGACGAUGGCUUGCUGGCAGUGGGAAUUGCAUCACCUAAACUUCCACUGGCCGUCGUUCAGUUUCGAGAUAAAAUUGACCCACUGCAUGCGAAUCUCUCGGAAACGAAAAGCUUUCUGUCCACCUACUGGCGCGAGUUGGGCAACGCAUGGAACCAAAGCAAUGGAGCUCAGUUCUGGAGUGCCCCGUUCCGUGAUUGUGGACCACUGUACGGCCGAUGGUUGUGGCCUUUCAGCGUGACGGUCGAAUCGCAAGGAUACAAGAUUGUGGCAUCGGCCUUCAUUGCUGCCGAUGUGGACCAGUGCAACGAUGCCCUGGAGGCGAUAUUUGGCAGGCGCCAUUCGUGCGACCGGGAGUCUACCUUCUGUUUGAUGUCCGAUAUGAGCGAAUCCGUCGGCGUGGGUGGCGGAUCCGGAACGGAGGACCCUGGGAGUGGCCUGGCCGGUCCGGUUCGAGGUAAAUACACCUGCGUGUGUCGCGAUGGGUUCUACAUUCCAAACGAGUCCUUCCAAGGCUUCACAUCGGACAAAAGCGAGUCGAAUCUGACAAACUUGAGCUGUAUUCCAUGCCCAAGUGCGUGUGAAUGCAAUUCGGCCGGAAGUUGCAGCCGACCGGAUGAGGACUUCAGCACGGAAACGUUGAUGAAGGCCACCAUUGGUGCUAUUUUGGGAGCGUGCAUGCUUUGUUGUUUAGUGUUAGCGUUAAUCGUGUUCCGUCAACGAAAGUGCAAGACCAUUGCAACGGGGAUGUGGACCAUUUUAGAAACAAUUUUAUUAGGAAUUCUACUGUUGUAUCUAGCGGUUGCCCUUCACUUCCUGCAAGCGUCAACUCUGCGCUGCCUGCUGGAGCCCUGGUGCCGGGAGCUGGGCUUCAUCAUCUGCUACGGUGCAAUCGUGCUCAAACUUUACCGACACCUGGUGGAAUUUCGCACCAGGAAAGCUCAUCGAUGGGUUGUGAGAGAUCUAGAUUUGCUGCGUUAUCUGUGCGCGAUGACGGUUGCGGUUCUGUGCUAUCUGGCUGCAUUUACCGCGACCAGUAUGGACUUCCUGCGGUACAGCGAGCUGGUCUGGAAGGUGGAAAACACCGACGACCAGGUCACGUCGAACAUGUGCCGGCCGCUCAAGUGGGACUACGUGACCGAGGCCGGGGAACUGCUGAUCCUUGGCUUCGGCCUGCAGCUAGCCAUCGCCAGUCGGAACGCAAACACUCAAUUCAGAGAACGGCAAUUCCUUGUCGCCUCAAUUAUGAUUGAAUUUCUCGUUUCGGCCACCUUCUACAUUCUGCGGUUUUGGUAUCUGGAGGAGUUCAGUCCUUCGACGCUCUUCUUGGCUCUCUUCAUCCGCUCGCAGUUGACCAAUACCAUCACGUUAGGACUCAUAUUUCUGCCAAAACUAUGGUACCAGCAUAAGCAGGUUCGUUCCCUUGCCCACGAUGUAUCAUUCCGCUUACCUGUGGAUGCUUUCAAGGGUGCCCAUGACAGUUCCCACCACGGAGGCGGCCUUGGAACCUAUGCCGGCAUCUGCGUCGGCGAUCCGGAAGUUGGCGAGGUCACCAUCUCGGAGAUGAGCCCCGAGGACAUCCGGGCCGAACUGAAAAGACUGUACACACAACUAGAGUAUCUAAAGAACAAAACCCUGCGCCAAGACAAUCCUCACAUAAGCAAACGAAGGGGAGGCCGCAAGGUGGCUCAUCGUAGAUUUUCGUUACAGGAAGCAGAGAAAAGAUUACCGAAACAGAAACAGAACCGAGUGAGAUACGAAGUGGCACUUCAUAGGGCACGCCGUCUUAGGCCAUUCACUUCAAUGCCACACUACUUCUCCUUGCGCCAGCACACUAUCGCCGAACGGAUGCUGUAUUACUCUCUUCAUCGCAUCGCAAGGGUUGUCUCCGUGAAAGGCGUUUGCGCACCAUCGAGCAACCACCAGCUGAACCAUUUGACCAGUACUCAACUUAACUCGCGGAACAAGUUUUCUCCUGCAUAUUCCAGCAACACUACGCGAGCACACUCUCGGGGAGGAAAGCUGGCUUUGACCUACUGGCUAAGGGACCGAUUAAUGAUUGGAAUCUCCCAAGGACCUUACAGUCGUCCCUUGACGAGUCGGUAUGGAAAAUGCGUCUCCAGCAAACAAAUAUCACGAUAA
Messenger RNA from Uranotaenia lowii, 4835 nucleotides. RefSeq names its product probable G-protein coupled receptor 158 (gene smog). The coding region runs from base 2214 to 4835 and encodes 873 amino acids. The record is from RefSeq and is a predicted model, not a curated record. The transcript is spliced from 14 exons. Gene Ontology annotation, cellular component: membrane. Gene Ontology annotation, biological process: G protein-coupled receptor signaling pathway. Gene Ontology annotation, molecular function: G protein-coupled receptor activity. NCBI's taxonomy places the organism in Eukaryota, Metazoa, Arthropoda, Insecta, Diptera, Culicidae.